Molecule: messenger RNA, 1458 nt
Organism: Penicillium argentinense
Lineage: Eukaryota; Fungi; Ascomycota; Eurotiomycetes; Eurotiales; Aspergillaceae
Product: Zn(II)2Cys6 transcription factor
Exons: 4
Coding region: 1-1458 (485 amino acids)
Biological process (GO): positive regulation of transcription by RNA polymerase II
Cellular component (GO): nucleus
Molecular function (GO): DNA-binding transcription factor activity, RNA polymerase II-specific; transcription cis-regulatory region binding; zinc ion binding
Source: RefSeq, a predicted model, not a curated record
AUGUCGACCCGCUCAUAUCAGGGGUGCUGGACUUGCAAGCGCCGGCGCCGGCGCUGCGAUAACACUCGCCCAACCUGUCAGAACUGUUCGCGACGCGGGGUAGAUUGCGAGGGAUAUGAGGUACGACUGCGCUGGGGAAGUGGCAUCGCGUCGCGCGGGAAGUAUACGGGGGCUGAUAAGCCGCUCGAGAAGAGUAUUCCGCCGAGGCCGAAAGGGAGACAGAGGGAUUUGAGGAGAGAGGGGAAGAAGUUGGGGGCACAGGGACAGACAAAUGCCGAGUUUGAUGUGAUGUCUUCUGAAUCGGGGGAUUCGCCUUCGUCCAAGACGGAGAAGGGCGAGGAGAAUGAACUGAUCUUCAAAGAGUGUGAGUCGCCUAGAAAGCUCAACAUGGGACCCAUUUUCCCAGUUCUCAGAGAUGGAAUCAAUGUUUUGCAUUCGACUACUGCCCGAGACAGCAUGCUCCAACCUCGACUGCCCCAGCUCUGCCAAGAAUCCAGCGCAUUAUACACGAUCUGCCUCGCAUUCCAGUUAUCGCUCGUGAGCACCCACAGCCCACGCUUCUUUGAGUACUUCGACGCCGCUUUACGAGAAUUUCGAUCCGAACUUGCCCGCAGCACAACCCUCUCCGAUGGGACGUUGACCGCGGGACUCCUGCUGUGUAGCAUUGGUCUAAUGCACGGUCUUCCUUGGACAAUGCAUUUGGAGGGCAUGCACAACAUCUUACAGAGUCACGGACUAUCCGAAGAACCAUCCAUUCCAUCCUCUUUCCGCAGUCAUCUGCUUGAGGUCAUGGGGGUGAUGGACCUGCCCUGUUUUUCCGUCGGUCGCCAGACAUGCAUCGGUCGUAAAAUACCCUGCAUCGGCAUUUGGCGCCGGUAUUGCCAGCCGGCAGGACCUCGGCUGGGCGUCGAACCGGUAAGUGGGUUACCGCGCUCAUUGCUAGACAUCUUUGCGGGGAUCGGAGAGGAGACAACAGAACAAAGUUUCAUGGACUGGACGGGUGAGAUAGGCAGUUUCAUGCAAUGCUAUUUGUGGGAGGCACAUCGGCUAGCUGGUAUCCUAUCGCUUCGUCGGUAUAUACGGUCUGCUGUACGGGAGGAAGUCGUACUAGAUAUCUCGACGUGGCGACAACCAAAACAGUGCCCUGCAGAUACAACUGCGCUAGUGGCGCGGAUUCUGGCUAACCUGGAUGCUCUACGUCUGGCUUGUGCCGAGAGACCGACGGAAGAUGCGUUUAUCAAGAAUGCCGUGCUCUAUCCCAUUUUCGUGGCUGGGUUGGAGGUCUCGGCUAUGUGCGAGAACCCGCAGUGGCAAUCCACAAUUCGGAAAUGUGUUUUGGGCUCACGACAAGAUGAGAUACUUCUUGGCCUACUGGAAGAGAUGUGGCUACGCAAGGAUUCCGACUUGAGCGUGGACGAUCUAGCGAGAGAAAGAGGAGUGGAGAUGGGAUUGCUUUGA